AAACUUGGGUGGGAAAUUGUCCUUUGGCCUUAAGCAUAUUCGUUUCUCCACAAGAAGGCCUGAUUUUUAGUCCCGGGAGUGAAGGAUAGUCGGUAACCCACUAUCAAAAUUUCAUCUUUUUUAACUUCCCAAUUCAUAGCUUCAACAAGCUUAAUCAAACUUUUGCUCUAGGAUCUUGUGAUAAUGUUUGGUUAGGUUGCUUUUGGUUAUGUCUUGUGUAGAAGUGAGAAUAUUUGUAUCAAAACUUUAGCCAUGGUAUGUUAAUGAAGAGGAAAGGAUGUUGUGAGAUCAUAAGCAGCGGAGAAGUGGAUGAGGAAUGGUUUUGUAUGGCUUUCUAGAGAGGACAAUGUUUAGGAAAGUGGCAUGGAAAAAAUCUUCUGUGGGACAGGUUCAUGUUAGCGUGCUUGGCUUGUUCAACUUUCAUGUCAGGUAGAAAAUGGCAAUAAAACCAACUGUUGCCUUGAGGGCUAUGCUUGUAGGUGGGAUAGCUGCAUUUGCUAAAAUAGGGGGUGUAAUGAAAGCAGCCGGUGGUGCAAAGCUGGGGGCAGCAGCAACUGCCGUGUCAAUGGCAGCCGUGGCUGUGACACAAUCAAAAGAGGAUCAAAAGGAUGGUUCGAAGCCAUCUUCGAAGUGAUUUGUUUCUUUCUUUUGUCUUUCUGUUUGCAGUGAUCAUGUAGUCAGUACUGUUUGUAACAUAGGUUGAUGCUCCCGGGUUGUCAGGAACAGUUCAGCCAUGGUUUAUUUUGACUUUGACCAGAUGAGAAUGAUAAAAGGAUCAAACAACUUGAAAUAAAAGCAAUGACUUGAUUCUUAUUUAGUUAUGCAUGAAGGCCCUGAGCUUUCUGCUUAUGUAUAAAAAUUUCUAGAUUGGUGAGUAA
Mangifera indica (mango) is the source of this 878-nucleotide messenger RNA. RefSeq lists its product as uncharacterized. The transcript has 3 exons. The record is from RefSeq and is a predicted model, not a curated record. Lineage: Eukaryota; Viridiplantae; Streptophyta; Magnoliopsida; Sapindales; Anacardiaceae. The coding region runs from base 437 to 634 and encodes 65 amino acids.